UGAUAAAUCGAUAACGAAAGCUGUGAGAGCUAGAAAGUUCCUUCGAUUCGAUCUUAAAUUACAAUCAGCAGCAAAACCACGUGUAGGGUGUCUGAAAAUUGAUAGCCUGAACGCUACAGAACGCUACAGGUGGGUCGCUUCGAUCGGACAGAGGACAGAUAUACAUACAGACAUUUAAACGAUGUGCUGCUCGCGUGUAGAUGUUUAUUUGACAUUCAAAAAGUAAACGUGAGCAUAUCGCCGGCUGUCGUCGGGCGCAACGUUUUGGUUCUGCAUUGGGUUCGGCCGUCGCAGUAUAAAUCUUUUAAUUAUCUAACAAUCGUUUGAACAGAGAUUUCUGUGUAAAUAUAAAUAUAAAUAGGGUGUUUUAGACUGAUAAUGGCCAUCCAGAGAGAGUGCAAAGAUUAGAUUGAGUACGGGCGUCCAUGGCCUGAUACAACAAUUGUGGCCGUGUUAUUAAAAAGCGCUUAACCAAACAGAACAGCCCAACAGCGGAUUCAUUCCACGAAUGCGGAAAGCCAGCCCCAACCGAACGGCAUACGCUAUCCAUUACGUUACUUUACGUUGCGCGCCACCGUUACACAAUUAUCACAAUGAAAGAGUGGCUGAAAAUUUCCUGCCUGCUAUGCAUCUUCGGAUGUGUGCGCGAGAUCCGACCCUCAGAGCCGUAUGUCACCGAAUAUCUAUUGGGUCCCUGGCGUAAUAUCACGGAGACUCAGCUCACACAUGAUGUCUAUCCCGUGGGUACAUAUGCGUACCUGGUGCAAUUGGUCUUUGUAUUCCUCAUAACCGACUUUCUGCGCUACAAGCCGCUCAUCAUCACAAUUGGAGCCACCGGUGUGAUCAUCUGGAGCAUGCUCAUCUGGACAACUAGUUUGUUGUCGCUGCAGAUCUUGGAGUUCUUCUAUGGGACCUACAUGGCAGCAGAGGUGGCCUACUUCACGUACAUCUAUGCCAAGGUGGAUAAAAAGUAUUAUCCUCGCGUUACAUCCCACACGAGAGCUGCCAUGUUUGUUGGAAAAUUGGUUUCCGGCAUUACCUCUCAACUGAUGAUCAAUCUGGAGCUGAUGAACUACAAAGAACUCAACUAUAUAACGCUGGCCACUCAAAUAAUGGCCAUGUUGUGGGCCUUUGGUCUCCCCAGAGUGGACAAGAGCCUGUACUUUCAUCGCGAAGAGUCGUACAACACACCAGAAGCCAUAUCGGAUCAGUCCUCCUAUACGCAAACAGAGUUGCCGGGGGAUUCCAGCAUGGAGGUGUCCAGUCAGUCGCAGGCGGACAUUGCGAAGCAGCCCAGGGCCAUGCGUUUGCUGUGGAUUCACUUUCGCAGUGCAUAUACCAAUGGCCGUGUGAUUCAGUGGAGCCUGUGGUAUGCCAUCGGCUUGGCUGGCUACCUUCAGGUCACCUACUACAUGCAGGUGCUGUGGAAGGUGAUCGAGCCGGAACCGUUGAUAGCCUGGAACGGAGCCGUUGAUGCAGUGCUAACCGCUUUGGCUGCACUGAGUGCCUUGGCGGCCGGUUACCUGCACACGGAUCGUCUGAAUCCGCGCACAAGUCUGCUUAUUCUGGCCUUCUUCUCUGCGUUGGAAGGAGGCUGUGUGCUGAUCUGCUGCUGGACACACAAUAUUUAUUGGUCGUAUGUGGGAUUCGUGUUGUUUGGUGGCCUCUAUGGCUUCACCAUCACAGUUUCCAGCGCUGAGGUGGCCCGACAUCUGCAGGAGGAUAGCUUUGGUCUAGUUUUUGGCUUUAAUACGCUGAUCGCACUCAUUUUCCAGUCCCUCCUGACCAUGAUAUUUGUCACAGAGACGGGCUUUGAACUCGAUGCUGUGGGACAGUACACGGCCUAUGCCUUCUAUUUCAUUUGCGUGGGCGUUCUCUAUUUGAUAUCAGUCCUCGUGGAGUAUAUCUGGUUUCGCGCAGCAACCAGGGAGAAGCUGGAGAACACUUUGGAAUAGUUAUAGAUGCAUUUAGCAAAGUACUUAAAGUCACCUGUUGGUGUGCACAAAAAUAUAUGUAAUUAGAUUAA
Molecule: messenger RNA, 2026 nt
Organism: Drosophila persimilis
Lineage: Eukaryota; Metazoa; Arthropoda; Insecta; Diptera; Drosophilidae
Product: thiamine transporter 1
Exons: 5
Coding region: 594-1955 (453 amino acids)
Biological process (GO): vitamin transport; transmembrane transport
Cellular component (GO): plasma membrane
Molecular function (GO): vitamin transmembrane transporter activity
Source: RefSeq, a predicted model, not a curated record